UUCUCAACCUCGCUCCCUCUCUCUCUCUCUCUCUCUCACUCCCUCACUCUCUUCUUGCCCAUCCGUCAUCACCCUCACUUGAGCUUCUUCGGUCUCCACUCUGCCAGUAAUGUAAACUUACUACUAGUAGAAAUUGCAGCAGCCAAAACCCAUAGCCACUCAGCCAGCAAAGAUUUGGUCGGAGAAUGGCGUAUAUGUGUACCGACAGCGGCAACCUAAUGGCCAUUGCUCAACAAGUCAUUAAGCAAAAGCAGCAACAGGAACAGCAGCAACAGCAGCAGCAGCAGCAGCAACAGUUUCUGGGCAUCAACCCAUUUUGCCUGAGUCCAUGGUCCACCACCACUCACUCCAGUUUAACCACCAGUCCAGCUUUGGGCUAUGGACUCACUGGGCCCGGCUUCGCCGACCCAUUUCAGGUCCCCGGAGGUUGUCCAGACUCUGCUGAGCCCGGCUUUCAGUUCCCGCCCCUCGACCACCACUCUACUGGGUUUCGCUUUCCUGAUUUUUGCGGGGCACCCGGCGGCGAGUUCGACUCCGAUGAGUGGAUGGAGAGCUUGAUGGGCGGUGGAGAUUCCACUGAGAGCUCUAAUCUUCACUCUGGCUGCGACGCGUGGCAGACCGGCUCCGACUUUAAUGCUACUACUAUCUACGGUGCCGAUCCCUUUGCCGCUUGCCCGAGUCGUCUCAGUAUUGGCUCCUCUCCUCCGUCCUCCGACCUCAACAGAGUCAUCUUCUCCGAAACCUCCCAGAAAAGCUCUGCUCCUCCUGAUCCUCCCCAAACCCAACCCUCCUCCCAGUGGGUCCCACCUUCAUCUUCCCCACCAUCUUCACCUCUACAUCCUACCGCUAAAGACUCCUCCAAGCAGCAGCAGCAGCAGCAGCAGCAACAGCAACAACAACAACAAAACUCCGCUUCCCAAAACGACGCCGCAGCUGCCUGCACUUCCUCCACGUCCCCGGAUGCUUCACCUUCGAAGCCAUUACUAAAAGCCUUGAUAGAAUCGGCUAGAUUGGCCGGUUCAGACCCUGACAAUGCAGUGAAAUCACUGAUUCGACUGAGGGAAUCGGUUUCCCAGCACGGCGAUCCCACAGAGCGAGUCGCGUUUUAUUUCCUCGAAGCUCUUUACGGCAGAGUUUCCCGACAACCGGAGAAAUCUCCGACGAUUUUCGACACCACUCCGGAAGAGCUCACUCUCUGCUAUAAAGCUCUCAACGAUGCUUGCCCGUACUCCAAGUUCGCUCAUUUAACGGCAAACCAAGCAAUUCUUGAGGCCACUGAAAAUGGGACGAAAAUUCACAUCAUCGAUUUUGGUAUCCUUCAGGGAGUUCAAUGGGCCGCUCUAUUGCAGGCUCUCGCUACUCGCCCGGCUGGAAAACCCGAGAGAAUUCGGAUCUCUGGAAUUCCAGCUCCUCUCUUGGGGAAGUCUCCGGAAGCUGCUCUUUUGGCCACUGGGAAGCGUUUGAGUGACUUCGCUGAGCUUCUAGAUCUGAAUUUCGAGUUCGAACCGGUUUUAACUCCGAUUGAGGAAUUAACCGGGGCAAGUUUCCAGGUCGACCCGGAUGAGAUACUAGCCGUUAAUUUCAUGCUUCAGCUGUAUAAUUUGCUUGAUGAUGACAAGUGUGGAGCUGAGGCCGCGCUGAAGCUGGCCAAGUCACUGAGUCCGAGUGUAGUCACUUUGGGGGAAUACGAGGUUAGUUUGAAUCGGGUCGGGUUUCUGGCCCGUUUCAAGAAUGCUCUGAAGUACUACUCGGCACUAUUUGAAUCGUUGGAUCCGAAUUUGACCCGGGACUCAGACGAAAGGCUGCGAGUGGAAAGUCUACUGUUUGGCCGGAGAAUAGCGGGGGUUGUGGGCCCGGAGGAAGAAACGGGAACUAGAAGAGACCGUAUGGAAGAUAAGGAACAGUGGAGGAUUUUGAUGGAGAGUGCCGGUUUUGAGCCGGUGACCCUGAGUCAUUAUGCAAUGAGCCAAGCAGGAAUACUUCUUUGGAGCUAUAACUACAGUCAAUCGUACAAACUGGUUGAUUCUCCGCCUGGGUUUCUCUCAUUGGCCUGGAAUGAUUUGCCUCUCCUCACCGUUUCUUCUUGGCGUUGAUUGGGUUUGUUUUAGUCUAAAAGAAUUUGAGGAUCUUUUUUCCACUACCUGGUAAUUUUAUUCUAUGGUACUGUGGAUAUAGUUAUGAUGAUGAUGAUCAAUCUGCCAUGAAUUGUAUCGUUUGAAGAUGGCAAUGAAGCCCCCAGUCUCUUGCUUGCCACAAAUUUCCCAACUCUAAUUGUAGAAGAUUAUACACUUGAGUAUAGCUUGAUAGUUGAUAGCUGUAGUUUGAAGAAGAUGUCUUGGAGACUCGGACCGACUCCACCUAUUAACACUUAUUUGCAGUUUGAUUUUGCUAGUCUUUUGUUAAUAUUAUUAUGUGUUAAAUUGAAUUCUCGUAUUCUAGUG
Molecule: messenger RNA, 2441 nt
Organism: Coffea eugenioides
Lineage: Eukaryota; Viridiplantae; Streptophyta; Magnoliopsida; Gentianales; Rubiaceae
Product: SCARECROW-LIKE protein 7
Exons: 1
Coding region: 186-2093 (635 amino acids)
Biological process (GO): regulation of DNA-templated transcription
Cellular component (GO): nucleus
Molecular function (GO): DNA-binding transcription factor activity; sequence-specific DNA binding
Source: RefSeq, a predicted model, not a curated record